GUUGCUGGGCAGGUUGGAAGGAUCGUUGUCCAAUGGAAAGGCGGCCAGCUGGUGGGCGCCGUGCGCACAGAGCCUCCCUCCCUUCCCGUUGUGGGUGCUACAGGAGGAGGGAAGGGCGGAGCGGAGGCUGCCGGGGCCCGGCGAGGGUGGCGCUCGCCUCCGCCUCCUCCUGGUCGGAGUCCCAGCCCCGUUGAAGGAAGCCCGGCCGGCUGGCUAGGGAGGGCACGGCAGGCUGCGGAGGAAGUGAGGGGUUUCUCCGCUUACAGUCACAUCGUCGUGCUUCGUUGGAUGGCUUGGCUUCUUGAUUAGUUCAGGACUUUUGGAUGACUACACUUUAUGCAAAAUUUGGAAUCUUCCUGCCUGGACUCCUUCCUGUUUUCUAAGGAUCACUGAAGCCCUAAAAUACGUCAGUGUCCUGUAGGUGACUACAUCCACUGUCUUUGUAUCUGAAGUGAAUAGAUGCAGUAAAGAAAAUGACUUGUGAACUGUUCAGUUGAUUAGAGCAAACUGUAAAGAGGCUUUUUCUGGUCAUUUCUAGCUCCUGUAAAGAAGCUGUUGCAUAGGAAUUUAGCAGCCAAGAUGUGAUGUUAUGGGGAUCUCCAACAGUUGCUGAGGACACCAGAUCAGAUGCACUGUUCAGUGUAGUCUGGCAGCUUACUGUGUUACAGGAGCUGAAUUCUCCAGCAGUCUUGUCUAGGCAGAUGGAUGUAGCCAUGGAGCCCUGCAGUACUUCCUGCAAAUCUGGAGAAAUCCCAAAAGUUCAUGUUGGGGAGAGGUCUAAAACGCAAGCUGAGUGACUAUGAGGAGAACAUGGCUGGUCUGUCGAGUGCCUUUGAUUCCAGUCGAAAUCUGUCAUACCCACUUAAGAGGCAGUUGGUGCUUAAUAUGUGCCUCACCAAGCUACAGACGUACAAAAUGCUGGUGGAACCGAACUUGCACCGCUCUGUCCUCAUAGCCAACACAGUACGGCAAAUUCAAGAGGAAAUGAGACAAGAGAGUAGUCAGCAGCCAAUUAAUGUCUGCCCUGGCAUUACUCCUAGUUCUCACAGCUACACAGGGAUGGAGUCAUCUGGAAUUUCUCUACAGUUGCCUUCAGGUAUUAGUCAGCAAGAGUCUAACUGUUGCAAUUUGCGGUCUGUAGAAGACCCAAUUGAAAAUAGCCUGCUGAUAGUGUCAGAUGAUGACAUGUCAUCUGCUAUUUCAUCUAUUCUGAAGGAUUUAGACUUUGUAGAAGAUAUCAGCCCCUCUACAUGUCUGGUUCCUACUGGAGACGACCAGCCAAAGUUUCCAGAAAACACUGGUCUAAAACUAGAAGAUGAUAGACAGGAUUUGAAAGGAGCUGAAUGUGUGUUUGGUUCCUUUGAGAUUUCAAAUUCAACUAGCUACUUGAAGGAUUUGGCAAUAGAUGACAUUUUUGAAGAUAUCGACACAUCAAUGUAUGAUUCAGACUUUUGCUGCCCUCCACUCAUGCCCCCCAGACCACCAUCUCUCGCUACGGAAGAACCAUUGAAAACCUUUCCGUCUUGUAAUUCGUCUCCGGCAAGCAACAUCCAGAUAUGUAGAACAGAUCUGAGUGAGUUGGACCACAUCAUGGAAAUUCUGGUUGGGUCCUGAUACUUGUUUUACCCAAAGAUACUUUUUAACUGCCACUUUUCAUUUGGUUUCUGGAUAUAAGCCACUGGAAAAGUUGUAAAGAAUUCUUCCAAACACAAACUAAAAAUAAUUUGUCCGUAGUGGGUUUUUUUCUAAAUAAUUCCAAAACUUGUAAACCAAAAAAGUGGCAGAUUUUAUUUUUUUUUAAGUAAAAAAAGAAAUAUUUAUUUAUCAGAACUGUGCAAUCAUCUUUCUCCUUCCAGGGUGUGUACGUGUGUGUGGAACUACAGUUGCGUACUCUUAUCACCCCUCAUGCCUCUUUCAAUAAACUUUUUUUUUUAAUGUGCAAUUUUUAAUUUGUCAGAAGAAUCUACAUGCAAAACGAAUUUCAUACGAGAUGAUCUUUUACAAAAGCCUCCACUUUAUUUUUAAUAUCAAGAGUCUAUGCCGGGUUGGGUGUACGUCGAGUCGCGUAGCUGGGUUGUGUGGCUUGCAGGAGCGUUACUAGAGAUGGGUAUAUUUUAAAACCGAGACACGUUUUGCUUCCUUUUGCUCAGAAAAGCAGAUCCAAGACGCUUCUCAACAAAGUCUCUUGCAUUUUCUAAAGCAUUCAGAACUAUUUAUUUUUGUAAAUUUUAUAGUCUUUCUACAUUUUACUACGUUAUUUCAUCAUAGUUCAAAUAUACUGGACUCGUAGUUGGAUGUGUUUAGCACUACCUCUGGAGCUGAAAUGCUUUAAUUCUUUCCAGUGCUUCGUCUAAGACUGCAGAUCUUUUUGGGGUGUUUUGUUUUGCUUUUGGGGUUGGUUUGUUCGUUUUGUUUUGUUUUUUGUUUUUUUUAUUCCUCUGGGGGGAAGUACUUCUAACUCUAGGCUGAUCCUUUGACAGUGACCUAGCUGAUUUUUGAAAUCAAAGGUAUUCAAUGUUUUCAAACUUAAGUAUUUACAAUUGUAAUUUAUAUGUAGAUUGUGCAAUUUAACAUUUUUCCUGUCAGUAUUAUGUGCUUAGAUUUUGAAUAAUCUUGGCGUUCUUUAAAUUGAAACUUACUAUGUACAGGUAGCUUUUUAAUCUGUUUUGGAAAACACUGUCCUUAGACCCUGCUUUCACCACAAAGUUUAAGAUGAUUUUUAUGUGCAAUAUUAUUUAAAAAGAUCCAUAUUGUAUACCUGGCAUUGUGGAAAGAAACGCUUCAAAUGUAAAACUUCCAGCACCUUCAGAGGAUACGUGGGAGAGUCAGCAUUUCUGUAUCCUUUAAGAAACAAAGUCAAGAACACUUCUGACUUACACCACCGCUUUCUGCUUUGACUACUCCUGAAGUGCUCACUGAUGUGGUGAGUCAGUGCUGAUGACCAAGUUCCAUCGUGAAGCAGUCAGUGCCUAUAAGAGCUCAGGGGUCUGGCUGCUCCAAGCCUGCCUGGCCUUCAGACGCAUAGUGGUAGUUGCUGCUGCUGCCUCAGACUGUUCUGGGGAAGGAGAGGCACAUGUCUGUGGCAGGUGUGGACAUAAGCAUCUGUAAGUGCACUCACUAAUGGAAAGUGAGAUUCGCAGUGAGAACUGUUUCUCCCUGAGACAGUUUGGAUCCCGUUUCAGCCUGAACUGAGGUCUAUAUUGAUCCUUGCUGUCAUCUUCUGAACUACACACUUGCACAGUAGGUUUUGGCUUGUUGUUUUUUAAUUUUUUAAUUAUAAAACUACUUUGAAAGCUGCAGCACCUGUCUUGUAAGAAAAUUUGGAGUUGUAAAAGCUUUGCUUUGGUUUCUUGGUUUUUUGGGGGGUGGGUGUUAUUUGUUGGUUUUGUUUUUUGUUUUGGGUUUUUUUUUCUGCUGAGACUUUUCAUGAACAGGGCAUCAGCAGAGGAUGAAAAUGUUCUCUGUGUGGUGCAUCUCACAGAAGCUGAAAUCCUGUCCCUGUCACAGGGGCCAGGGUGUCACCUUGUAUUUCUAGUCUUAACUGAUGCUGUGGCACCCCUGCCACAUCUCCAUUUUGUUUUACUGUGACUGUUUUGGUUAACAGUUAGCUGCCGAUGCAGUUUGGUAUCUCAAACCAGUGGAGAACCAGUUCAGGUCACAUCCUCGCAGCCAUCUGGGUUGUUUAGCAACCGAAGGGUAUAAAUGUAUUUAUAUGCAUAUAAUGUAUUGAUUCUAAUAUAAAACUUCUGAUCUAAAGUAUUUUGAAUUGCUGGAUAAAGGGAUUUGUUUGAAAAGUGUAUAAAUAGUUCUUGAAGAGGUACAGGUUUGGAAUGUACACAGAUUGUGCAUUGUGUAUAGACUACUCUGGCUUUUCCUUAGCCUCUACUUUUGUAUAAAAAGAUGACUGAAUAAAUCCUUGAAAUAUUAAGGGCCUUCUGCACUGUGAUGAAGCAGAGUUGUGGUUAAAAAAUGUCUUUAAAUUUGGUAAUGAGAGAUGAAAGAAAAAGACUGCAUCUAAUUUCUUUUUGCUUUUGAAAAUGUGGAAUCUUACUAUGCAGCAAAGAUAUUUUGGUAUGACAAUUGUAUUAUGUAGCAAAUAGAGGACACUUAAUAAUUCCACUUACCUUGCAGCCCCUAUGGGAACAUAAGAGAAGACAACUUGCUUUUCAGGAUUGACAUGCUAAAGGUUUUUAUAUACUUCAUAAAAAACAAACAAAAAAAAAAAAUUGUUGGCAGAUGUUUUAUCAACAGUUCAAAAUGUUAAGUUUUGUUCAAGUGCUUGCUACAAAGCUCUAAUUGGUUGCUUGCAUCACAGUGCCAAGACCGUAAGCUGGUAUGUAAUGCAGUUCAGUUACGUAUGGAAUUACGUGCAAAGGGAAGUUGAAUUUUUAAAUAUGCACAAAACUAAUUUUAAAAUCCUUCCAUGUAAAAUGAAGUUAGAGGCUAGUUGUGGUGGACCUAUUUAUUGUAUGUUUGGAAAUAAAAGCCACAGUUUUGCAGUUUAA
Messenger RNA from Pogoniulus pusillus (Red-fronted tinkerbird), 4505 nucleotides. RefSeq names its product SERTA domain-containing protein 2-like. The record is from RefSeq and is a predicted model, not a curated record. Gene Ontology annotation, cellular component: nucleus. Bases 763 to 1614 code for a protein of 283 amino acids. Lineage: Eukaryota; Metazoa; Chordata; Aves; Piciformes; Lybiidae. Gene Ontology annotation, molecular function: transcription regulator activity. The transcript has 7 exons.